GCUUUCAGCUUUCACCAGUUGAAUGAACUAUAUAUAAAAGGUUUCGCUACAUGAGGGUCAUGUGAGGUAGUAUUUAGAAGUUGUCAUAUGGACGAAGUCCGCUUAUAUUUAUUUUAAUAUCCAAAGGCCAUUCUUUUUGAAAUCAAAACUAUUCAGAGAAUUUCCUAUGCAACUAAUGCGCCGCUUCUCUGCACUCGAAAGUCGAAUGUUAUAUGAUUUCCUGGUUUCAACCCCGCGAUCAGAUAAACACCUAGACGCGCCAAUCGCCGCGCACCAGUAUAUACCUUCGCGACUGAUUUCAGACAAUCCGUGCCCGAUAAUUCGAACAUACGUUUUCCAAAACCGUAAUUGUACAAGUAUUUGACCAAAGAGGUGUUUGUUCAUUAUUGGCGAUCUUAUUGUUUCUAUUGCCAACUCUAGUUUUCAUGAUAGAAUGGGAACCGUAUGGAUCCUUGGGAACGUCCCUUGAAAGCGAAUUGGGAAGUUCAUCCACUACAGAAAUAUAAAGCGUCUAAAUUAUUCUAGAGAAUAUGGCUCCAGAAGGGCAACAAGACAAGCAGCAGGAAAUGAAAGACGCAAUUGAACAGCUGGAAAAUGUUGCUCCCCUCCCGCCAAAGCAGCGACACACGAACGUCGCUGAUCUGGCGAAAUCGAUCGCGUCCGCCGCUUACGAGUCAGGCAUUCCAACUCAUCUGCUAGAGCGCCUAAUCGCCACCAUCUCAAAAUCCAAGCAUCUAGACCAAACGACGAUAACCACUAUAGUAAAGAAUCUCUACCCAUCCGAGCGCGUGCGCCCUCGCACAGCUUCAAUGGUCAUAUCCUGCUUCGGACCCAGCAGAAGCAAGCCAUCGCCUGCAACCCAAUCCUUACUCAUACGCUGGCUAAUUCUAGUGUACGAGGAUAUGGAAGACCAAUCAUGCCUGUCAAGGCUCUAUGCUGUCUUGUUUAAUUUCCUGGACAUGAUCAGCCUACGCAGGUCACUAUGUCAUCUUCUCUCGCUAAUCACACGUAGGAAACACAUAAAGCCAUUCCGCAUUCAAGCGCUCAUGGAGCUAAUGAGAAACACCGGCGGCGAAGAGCGGGAGCUUCUGGGCCUGCUGAAAGUUUUUAAGAGCUAUUAUCCUGACAUCAUUGUUGGGGAUGCCUACGCAUCAAGUGGGCGUGCAACUUACUUCUUCAAACAUCCCGAUCCUGAGUGGGUUAAACAGAUGAGGCAUAUUCAAGAACGAACUGCCCCUUCAGGAUUGCCGGGUAAUGGUCAAGGCGCUCCGCAGACUUUCCAAGCUGUGCGGCGCGGGGGGGUGAAAAGGAGUCGAAUUGAGGUUGUUAUCCCAGUCGUGCAGACCUCGCGAGUCAAGCGAGAUUUCACAUCACUGGAGGAAUUACGGAGUGCAAACGAUUUCGUCCGGAAACUGGACAGGAUCGAGGUGCCGAAUCAGGUUGCUGCGGCCUUAGUGGAUCCGCUCGCGCAAAGGUAUUUGCUGUUCGUGAGGAAUGAAGCAGCGACACAACGGUUAGAGAGCUGGUUGGAUAGUUUUUUUGAGGAUGAACUGGACCGAAUGCGAGCGGUGAGGGAAGGAGAGGAUGAAGUAAAUGACUCAGAACAUCUUGAAUAUGUACUUGAUGCCCUUGUUGGGUUUGUGCGGUUUACCAAGAGUAUGCCUGAAGCUGUGGAUAAGUUUCUGCGCAAAUACCUCCUUUUCUGGAACGGCCAUGACAGCAGAACUACCAUCCUUGGGCUCCUGGAGUAUAUACCCAUACAAGACUACGAUACCCUUCGACAAAAUUACUUCAUUCCAUUAGAGGAUGCUAUUCUAAGUGAUCAACCCGAGUCAAAAGUUGUCAUGCUUCAAUACUAUUCGUCUUUAAUCCAACAUUGGGGUUCAGUAAUCCGCGCUACUCCUUCUCUUUCCCCUAUACCUCCUUUACUCCAACUCAUUAGCAGGGCAGAGCUCCUUGCCCUAACUGUCCUCGAGAGCUCACCGGGGACUAAGUGGACAGGAACCAUUCAAAAAAGAUCCACUACGUUAUCGGUACUUCAGUUUUAUACCGACCUGGCAGGACUUUACAGCUAUGCGCCCAAGAAUGCCAACAUACGCAUCACGGUCCCGCAACCGCAAAUAAUAUAUAUACUUGCGUUCACACAGACACUAAGCCAUAUAUCUACGCUAUGUUCCGUACUGGCAGUGUAUAAGCAUUCUUUCGAAACUUCACUUACGUCAGCGACGCUUCAAAGCACCAGGACGCCCGAUCAACCGUAUUCAACAGAAGUAGUGUCUCGGUUUAAUGGUUACGUGAUUGAUAUUUGCAACCUGUUGUGGCGAAACAGAGGCUUAAACUCGGACGAUCCUAAUGCCUUGGGCUGCAUUGUUCCACCUGGAACGGUAAAUGAGCUCUCGAAGUAUAUGCAGGCGUUGAGCGAGACGUCUAGUUCCGCUAGUGGUGAAAAGCACAAAUACCAACUUUCUUCUAUAUUUUCAUUAAGUCAAAAUGCCGCAUUUUGCAACGUCUCCUCUGCGUGUUUCAGGGGGAUUGAAGAAGCAUUAGCUGAUACUCAAGGGAAAUCAUUGUCCGUGCGAUUGACAAGGCCGGUGACGCAGAGGGCGCUAGCUGCGCUAGAUAAAGAGGGAGGUAUAACGAUAAACUGGCAAGAAUACAGAUUAAAGAUGCUUGAAUGGCUGGACGAAAUGGGAGCUGAAGGAGUUGGGAAUCUGAUGCGGAGUACAAUGAAAGCGUUGCGGUAGUAGUGUACAUGAGAUUUGUAUAUUCGAUGGUUACCGAGGGCCGAUUGAUCCUAUUGUUGUUUCUGAUUAUAAUGUAGUUGAAUUGGUAUAUAUAUCCUGGACGGUGGGUUCCUCUCGAAUUGCACUCAGGAUCUCCUCGAUUUUAUCUGCAUCUUCUCUCGAUUGCAGUUCCACAACCGUGUCCUUAUUCGGGUCCCAAAUAAUGUCAGCGGUCUCGAUUUUCAAUCCAGUCAGUGCUGAAAGUUUAUCACCAACAGCCUUCGUAUCUGCGUACUCUGCGAAUACUCUGAGCCGACCUUGAUCGUCUGUAUCCACAUCAAUAGCUCCAGCAUCAAUGGCAUGCUCCAGGUGGUCAUCUACGUUCAAGCCUUCGACCUUCUCAAAUACGAUUCUGC
Molecule: messenger RNA, 3139 nt
Organism: Blastomyces dermatitidis ER-3
Lineage: Eukaryota; Fungi; Ascomycota; Eurotiomycetes; Onygenales; Ajellomycetaceae
Product: Mis6 domain-containing protein
Exons: 4
Coding region: 531-2744 (737 amino acids)
Cellular component (GO): kinetochore; nuclear body; cytosol
Source: RefSeq, a predicted model, not a curated record